Messenger RNA from Serpula lacrymans var. lacrymans S7.9, 789 nucleotides. RefSeq lists its product as uncharacterized. The transcript has 5 exons. Gene Ontology annotation, molecular function: acid phosphatase activity. The record is from RefSeq and is a predicted model, not a curated record. Bases 11 to 571 code for a protein of 186 amino acids. NCBI's taxonomy places the organism in Eukaryota, Fungi, Basidiomycota, Agaricomycetes, Boletales, Serpulaceae.
UACCGUCGCAAUGAGUAGUCGACUGCCCAAGCUGAUUGCAUUUGAUCUUGACUAUACGCUCUGGGAUUUUUGGAUAGAUACUCACAUAACACCGCCUCUCACUGCCAGCCCAACUUCUGGUGCUCUUACAGACGCGUAUGAUACUCCAAUCGAGUUCUAUCCAGAUGUACCUGCAAUUCUCCAUAGGCUGCGUGAUGCUGGCGUUGUUGUCGCUGCAUGCUCCAGGACGCAUGCACCAACAGUAGCUAGAGAGGCACUUUCGCUUAUCCAGAUACCGUCAAAGCCAGGCUCGGAUCCCGCAACCGUGAAAUCCGCGAUCUCUUAUUUUGGACAACUUGAAAUAUACCCCGGGUCGAAAUCAACUCAUUUCAAAGCACUUCACACUGCAACGAGUUUACCUUACUCAGAAAUGUUAUUCUUCGACGAUGAGAGUAGAAAUCGCGAAGUCGAGUCUUUAGGUGUAACGUUCAGCCUCGUUCAUUCUGGGCUUGAUCAGCGUACCUUUGAGCGUGGUCUAACAGAAUGGCGCAGAAGACACCUGCACGAAGUUGUUGAGGACGCUGAAGGCUAACUCCAAAGACAUCUGUAAUGACCAAGUUAAGCAAAUCUGAAACGUUUAGUGGGAGGGAAAAGUACAGUUCAUAUGUCAUAUACCCACAUAGAGUUUGUCAAAAUUUCUUCUAUAUCUCUCUCUAGCAUUAAAGUAUCUCAUCUCUCAUGAACAACAUAUCUUAGUUUCUAACCUUCACCUUUGUCCUUAUCGCUCCAGUAUUUACUCCCCGGCAACCC